AGGGACAAACAAACCCCGUUGCGUCACUUUGAAAAGAGGUGUGCGGCUAGCCCACACUCUGGCGCUCGGUACCGUCAUAACAAUCACUGGGCUUUUACACGAGCUUUGUGUCAAAGUAAUCUGGGUCAGAGACGACAGAAAUGCAGUAAGAUGGCGCUGGAGCAGUUCAGUGAUGUCGUACAGAGAUGUCAACACGUUCAGGAUGAGAACUUCUCUCCGGCCGACUUUGACCUGUUCAGCACGGCGGGGCGGAGCUGCAUCGAGCAGGGACACGGCGCUCACGUCCUCAGCGUCAUCGUCGACGAGAGAAAUAAAAAUAUCGUGAGCUGUAUGGGCUGGAACCUCCUGGAGCCGUUAGUCAAAGUUCUGCUUAAAAAGGAAGAGAAAAACCUGCAUCACUGUCAGGCCAUCUUCUCUCACCUACUGCAGGUGUGCAGUCCUAAAGAGCUGGUGGUCGGUCUGCUGGAGCAGGUGGAAGAACUUGAUGCUGAUGCUGUGGCUGAAACGGUCGCUCUGCUGCUCACGCCCUUACAGACAGUGCUGCUGAAGCUGGGGAAGAGGAAGGCCUCGACUCUGGGCAUGGCUCUCUCCACCCUGCUCAGUCAGGUGACCAAGCUUCCUGUUCCCCAGAGCCGGGAGCAGGAGGAGGACGACGUGUUCGGAUUGUGUCGCUGCUGCACGGCUCUGUCACGCUUCAUCCGACCCUUCGUGGAGGAGAUCAAGGAGAACAUUAAGGAACGUCGCACCGUCUCCAGGGACGACGAGCUCCGGGUGGAGGUCCUGAAAUUCUGUAUGAAGAGUUUGAGCGAGCCUCUGCUGGACGUCCAGCUGAAGGACCCAGACGCGCUAGAGACGUCCCCUCUCAGAGACUUCGCCACCGACAUCCUGGUCACUCUGUGUAGUAUCGGCGAGUCGCUCCCGGACUUGUUGUCCCACAGUCUUUUGCGGAAGCACGACGUCCCCGGGUUCCUGGAGGAGGAAGUCCGAUAUCCGAAGGAGUCUCUGGCCAGCUUGGCACAUUUACUGUUCGUGCACCACAUCGCCAUGGACUUGUUCCCCUCAGUGCUCAGCCCAGUUUUUGUCCUGCAGUGCAACAUGGAAUACAUCGAGCUCUUACUCAGUCGAACUGAAGAAUCCCGGUUACAGAAGGGACUGGAGCUGUAUGAGAAGACGCUGGUGCGGGUGGAGGACGGCAGCCUGCCCUGUGACCUCCUGGAUCUUAAAUCUUUUUUAAACGUUCCACAGGACUUGAUUAAGGUGAUGGCGCUGUGUCCGGUUCAGAACGUGAGGACUAAAGGACUCUCCGUUUUCCAGCUGAGCAUCGACAAAUUUAACACCGAGGCCAAAUACAAGUUUUUCAGGUGCAUGCUGAAAACCAGCAGUCACUCAGGAGUGGAGGGCUACAUCAUCCAGAACAUCAAGAACCAGAUCGACCUCGCCUUAAAGCCGGGUCAUGAGAACGACUGGUUCCUGGGGAAACAUCUCCUGCCUUUACUGCAUCAGGUCCUGAGUCUUCCUCAGGGACCAGAAACCGACCUGCUACACAAUCUAGACCGGAUUAUGGAGUCGUUGAACCUGCUGCGUUAUCUGCUGAUCCGAGAUAAAGAAUGGCACAACGAGACAGGAAUAUGGAGCGAGCUGUGUACGAUCGAGGAGAACUUCAUGAAGCCCCUGCGGACGGGCCUGAACAUGUCCCGAGCGCAUUACGAGGCCGAGCUGAAGAGCACGAAAGAGAAGAAGAAGAGCAGCACUGCAGACUCUAAAGCGCCGGCCUGCAUGGUUACCGUCGGCAACGAGACGCUGCCCAACAUGACUCCGGAAAUGCAGCUCCAGGUGCUGCAGUCGGCGCUCUACACGUUCGAUUUGAUCGAGAGCGUCUUGGCCCGAAUCGAGGAGAUCACCGAAGAGAAAGGACAGACGUAGGCCGACCCGGCAGUCUCCAGUACGGGAGCUUUAACAAACAUCAGCCAUAAAGCGAACACCAGUGUAGUGAGAAACACACACUCGUCACCGUAAACGGAUUGGGACACGCCCUGAUCUGACACUCGUCCUCGUGUAGUGAUAGAUACUAUAUACACGCGCAGCUCAAAAAAUGAGAAUGGUGGGAAAAGUUAUUUUUUCCCGUAAUUUAAUUAAAAGAGAGGAACUUUCAUAUAUUCCAGAUUCAUUACACAGAGUGAAAUAUUUCAAGCUUCCUUUUGUUUUAAUCCUUUUGAUGCUUACAGCUCAUGGAAAUCAAAAAUCCAGUAUCUCGGUAUAUACGAAUAAAGAAUUUAUAAUACAGGAAUGCCGAGCUGAGAAGACUCUAAUCAGAUAAUUAACUCCAAACAUCUGCGAAGGUUUCCUGAGGCUUUAAUCUCUGUCUGGUUCAGUACACACACACACACACACACACACACACACACACACACACACACACAAUCACAGGGAAGAUGGAAGUAAACGUUGCGUUUCAUUUGGAAAUCAAGGUUCCAGAGUCUGGAGGAAGAGUGGAGAGGAACAGAAUCCGAGCUGCUUGAAGUCCAGUGUGACGUUUCCACAGUCCGUGAUGAUUUGGGUUGUCGUGUCAACUGCUGGUGUCGGUCCAGUGUGUUUUCUCGAGUCGAGAGUCGAUGCAACGUCUACCAGGAGAUUUUAGAGAACUUCAUGCUUCCAUCUGCUGACGAGCUUUAUGGAGAUGAUUUCCUCUUCCAACAGGACUCAAUACUUGCCCACAGUGCCAAAACUUCUAGUAACUGGUUUACUGACCGUGGUGUUACUGUGCUCGAUCGUCCAGCCGACUCGCCUGACCCGAACCCCAUAGAGAAUCUACGAGAGACACCAGACCCGACGAUACAGACGAGCUGAAGACCGCUCUCAAAGCAACCUGGACUUCCAGAACACCUCGGCAGUGCCACAGGCCGAUCGCCUCCACGCCACGCCGCACCGACGCAGUCAUUCAUACAAAAGGAUUAAAACCCCGACCGAGUAUCAGCGCAUAAAUUAACGUCCUGUUCACAAGGUCGACAUUUCGGUAUUAAAUUCUUUAUUGGAAUAUUUUAAGAGACUGUAAGCUCACUUGAAAUAUCUCACUUUACGUGUAAUGAAUCUAGAAUAUAUGAAAGUUCCACUUUUUGAAUUAAAUUACGGGAAAAAGUGAACUUUUCCAUGAUAUUCUCAUUUUUUGAGACGUGUAUGUAUGUGUUUAUAUAACACGCACACACAAAGAAAAUCAUGUCAUCAUUUCUGUUGCGUGGCUCAGGAGAGAGAUUCAGCAUUAAAGCAAACAUUUGGGCAACGAAAGUGAGAUUUUACAUUAAUUACAGACAGAAAUAAGAACAGAUUCAGUAGUGGCGACAGGGACGAGACUGAACUGACGCACUUCUGAACGAACAAUGCAGGGUGCUGAAUGAGCCAAAUAUUUUUAAAGAGAAUUCUUUAAGCAGAAAGUUUACCUGUAAAUAUCUAAAUGGACACUUAAUAAAGCUUCCUUCUUUUUUUUUU
Messenger RNA from Ictalurus punctatus (channel catfish), 3483 nucleotides. It is a transcript of the gene glmna, whose product is annotated as glomulin, FKBP associated protein a. Gene Ontology annotation, cellular component: cytoplasm. Lineage: Eukaryota; Metazoa; Chordata; Actinopteri; Siluriformes; Ictaluridae. The coding region runs from base 151 to 1923 and encodes 590 amino acids. The transcript has 19 exons. Gene Ontology annotation, molecular function: ubiquitin-protein transferase inhibitor activity. The record is from RefSeq and is a predicted model, not a curated record.